AUGACGAACGUAAUCCUACUCAAAAAUGCAAGUAUACCGACAGAUCCCUAUCACACCAAAUUCACCAAUUCCCCAUCACUGACUACAACCUACAUUCCUCAUUUCAUCCCUCUUCUAACUCACACCCAUCAUCCUUCCAAAGAAUCCACAAUUGAAUAUCUAAGCUCAACUGAAUUCGUAUUUGAUACUCCCAUAUUCAUAAUCACCUCCCAAAGAGCAGUGGAAAUGUUCAGAGAAUGUUUAGAAGAAUUGGAUAUAGAUAUACGCAGUCAGAUAUUGAAGAAGAUAGGAUAUACAGUGGGUCCAGCUACUGCUAGAAUACUUUCCCAGGUUGGGUUUAAUGAUGUUCGAGGGGGAGAAAAUGCGGGAAAUGGGUCAAAAUUGGCCGAGAUUGUUAUGAACGAUGUUGAUAGUAAUGAGAAGAAAAAGAUUGUAUUUUUAACUGGCGAGAUACGGAGAGAUAUCAUUCCCAAGAAAUUGAUUGGAUGUGGGUAUGAUUUGAGUGAGAGAGUAAUUUAUAAGACUAAUGAGAGAGAGGAUGUAAAGGAGAAUUUCCUCGAGACGAAAAAAAGGGCCAGUAAUGGUGGGUGGAUUGUAUUCUUUAGUCCACAGGGUACAGGGAGUAUUGUAGAGGAGUUAAAGCAUGAUCAAACAAGUUGGAAAAUUGCUAGUAUUGGACCAACCACGGAAGAAUACCUUGAAUCAAAUGGUUUAAAACCAAAUGUGAUUGCAAAGAAACCAGAUCCUGAUUCUUUAUAUGAAGAGAUAAUAAACUACGUCUCUAUAAAUAAUAAUAAUUAA
Hemisphaericaspora subhashii is the source of this 801-nucleotide messenger RNA. RefSeq names its product uroporphyrinogen-III synthase (gene HEM4). Bases 1 to 801 code for a protein of 266 amino acids. Lineage: Eukaryota; Fungi; Ascomycota; Pichiomycetes; Serinales; Debaryomycetaceae. Gene Ontology annotation, molecular function: uroporphyrinogen-III synthase activity. The transcript has a single exon. Gene Ontology annotation, biological process: uroporphyrinogen III biosynthetic process. The record is from RefSeq and is a predicted model, not a curated record.